CACGCGACGGUCUCCACCUCCCGCCCUUCCCUCUGUACCUCCCGGCCCUCCCGGCCAGUGAUGAGAUAUUCGGACAGGUGGGGAAGUGGCCACGGCAAUCGAAGUCACGUCCACGAGCGCGACCAUGGCCGAGUGUCACACCCAGAAUAAAGCCAAGCUCGUCUCUGAGACCCGACGGAGAUUCGAAGCUGAUUAUGUGACAGAUAAGUCAGAUAAAUAUGAUCCACGUGAUGUUGAAAGGCUACAACAAGAUGAUAACUGGGUUGAAAGUUACUUAUUUUGGAGGCAUCAUAAUGUCGAUGAAACACUGAAGAUGCUUGAUGAGAGUUUUCAGUGGAGGAAAGAAAUGUCUGUCAACGACCUCACUGAAUCUUCCAUUCCCAGAUGGUUAUUGGAAAUAGGUGGUAUUUAUCUGCACGGUUAUGACAAAGAAGGCAACAAGUUGUUCUGGAUCAGGGUGAAGUAUCACAUAAAAGACCAUAAAACCACACUGGACAAAAAGAAGCUUAUCGCAUUCUGGUUGGAACGUUAUGCUAAAAGAGAAAAUGGGAAACCUGUAACAGUGAUGUUUGACCUGUCAGAAACUGGAAUAAAUAGCAUAGACAUGGACUUUGUGCGCUUUAUCAUCAACUGCUUUAAGGUUUAUUACCCUAAAUACCUCUCAAAAAUGGUGAUCUUUGAUAUGCCUUGGAUAAUGAAUGCUGCUUUCAAAAUUGUGAAAUCCUGGCUUGGACCAGAAGCAGUGAGUUUGUUGAAGUUUGCAAGUAAAAAUGAAGUCCAAGACUAUGUCAGUGUAGAAUACCUGCCUCCCCACAUGGGUGGAACUGAUCCUUUCAAGUAUAGCUACCCACCGCUAGUAGAUGAUGAUUUCCAGACACCAUUGUGUGAAAAUGGACCUAUUGCCAGUGAAGAUGAAGCUUCAAGUAAAGAAGAUCUAGAGAGUGAUGGCAAAGAAACCUUGGAAACAAUUUCCAGCGAAGAACAAACAGCUCUUCUAAAAAAGAUUAACGUUACUGAACAUACUUCCAAAGCAGAGGAAAAUGAAAAGGUUGAUUCCAAAAUGAAAGCUUUCAAAAAACCAUUGAGUGUGUUUAAAGGGCCCUUACUACACAUCAGCCCAGCAGAAGAACUGUAUUUUGGAAGUACAGAAUCUGGAGAGAAGAAAACUUUAAUAGUGUUGACAAAUGUAACUAAAAACAUCGUGGCGUUUAAGGUGAGAACAACUGCUCCAGAAAAAUACAGAGUCAAGCCAAGCAACAGCAGUUGUGACCCUGGAGCUUCAGUUGACAUAGUUGUGUCUCCCCACGGGGGUUUAACAGUCUCUGCCCAAGACCGUUUUCUGAUAAUGGCUGCAGAAAUGGAACAGUCAUCUGGCACGGGUCCAGCAGAAUUGACUCAGUUCUGGAAAGAGGUUCCCAGAAACAAAGUGAUGGAGCAUAGGUUAAGAUGCCAUAUUGUUGAGAGCAGUAAACCAACCACCCUUACAUUAAAAGACAAUGCUUUUAACAUGUCAGAUAAAACCAGUGAAGAUCUUUAUCUACAAUUUGCCAACUCCAGCCGUGAAAGUGACUUCAGUACACCCUAAGUACUCCCCGUAGUAUCUCCCUGUGUGUGUGCACAGCGGUUCCCUUUCCAUGUUAGAUCCCCGGCUGUAUAUAACCUAAUCUCAAAGCAUUUGUGUAUGUUCUUUGUUCCUCAGCAAAUGAAUGAGGAAAUCAUUGGUCAGAAUUGGAAGUGUAUUGUCCUAACAGUGUCCCUUUAAUGUUUCCUAUGAAAAUGACGUGGACUCACUACAAUGUUCUUCCCUGAUGUCUGGCCAGUUGAAUUUAAUAACCUAUCUUGUUAACGUUUGUGUGUCUACUAAAUGUGACUAUGCAAGAUUACUGAAAAUUAUAAGAUCAAAGGCAUCUAAACUUCUGUUCUUGUCUUAACUACUUAUUUACAUCAGAUUUUAUUCUGUCUUCAUUUGAUUUUAUCACAUUUUGUGUGACUAUUACUUUGAGUACUCUGAUAAUAAUUUUAUUUUUUAUCUUGUCAUUACCUAUUCAUGACCAAAUUACCAAGGAUCAACAUUAAGAUCGAGAUUUUCGCUUGAGAAUGGAAAUCAAUAGAUUUUCCAUGAAAACAUUAAUAAAAUAUUAUUAGCUUGGUCUCAAAGUAGCCUAAAAAUGCAACUGCGGUUAAACCUAGCCUCAAAUUUCAUAAUAAUACCAUAACUGUUUUUAUAUCUUUCCACUAAUUUUGACUGGAUUUAAUAGCACUUUAUUGUACAAUUGCAAAAAAAAAUAUAUUCCUAGAAUUGUUGCCAGUGUAAUUUCUCUAAUAUUCUGGUGCUUUUCAUAUAUUUUCAGUAUUUUUAUUACUAUAUUGGUAUUUUCUUUGUAUAAUUGAUCAAAAGAACAUGUUUUCUAUUUUAAUAUGUUUUAGAAAAAUAAUUACAUUUAUGAAAUAAAUAUCAUCAGGAAAAA
Neofelis nebulosa (Clouded leopard) is the source of this 2468-nucleotide messenger RNA. It is a transcript of the gene MOSPD2, whose product is annotated as motile sperm domain containing 2. The coding region runs from base 125 to 1585 and encodes 486 amino acids. Lineage: Eukaryota; Metazoa; Chordata; Mammalia; Carnivora; Felidae. The transcript has 15 exons. The record is from RefSeq and is a predicted model, not a curated record.